Messenger RNA from Diceros bicornis minor, 1685 nucleotides. RefSeq names its product secreted and transmembrane 1 (gene SECTM1). The record is from RefSeq and is a predicted model, not a curated record. Bases 54 to 695 code for a protein of 213 amino acids. Gene Ontology annotation, biological process: immune response. The transcript has 5 exons. Lineage: Eukaryota; Metazoa; Chordata; Mammalia; Perissodactyla; Rhinocerotidae. Gene Ontology annotation, molecular function: cytokine activity.
ACCACUGAGGAAGAUGUGGGACCCCUGAGGCCUGCCUGCCCGUCCUGCUGGCCAUGUUGACCUUGGCAUCCCCCCUCCCCGUUACCAAGAUGGUCUGGGCCCUCCUGCUCCUGGCUGCCUCCCUGAGUGCUCAGAGAGGAAGCUGGGACAACCCUACCUGCACCAAGGGCGUGGUGUCUGUGUCCAGGGGGGAGCACGCCAUGAUGGCCUGCAACAUCUCCAACCCCUUCUCCCGCGUCACCAUCUGCCUGCGUCCGGCCCCCGGGAAGGACUGCCAGCACAUCUUCAGGGAGGUCGCCCCAGGACACUUAUCCCGGGCUGGGUGGCAGCUGCGGGUUCAAGGAGGCGUGGCACAGCUGGUGAUUGAGGACGCCUCAGACGCCCAGGCUGGCCAGUACAAGUGGCAUCUCCAAGGACGCCAGAGAAACGUUGCAACCACCACCCUGAAUGUCUCAGAGCCCGAGGACCUGCUCUUCACACCUUCUUCAGGCCCAGAGUUGCCACGCCCCCUGUCCGAGGUGGGGAGCCAGUCUGACGUGGUCCUUGUCAUCCUUGUCAUUGUCACACUCUCCAUCCUGGUGGUCGGCAUGUGGGCCUGGUACAGAAGGUGCCGUUCCUCGAAGUUCUCAAAGCUUCCACAAUCCCCAGAUGAGCUGGUUCGGAGCCCGAGGAGCGUAGGCCCAUCAGGAGGGUGAUCCAGCCCAGGGAGCAUCCGGCUUCAGGCCCCAGGAGCCCCACCCUGACCCUGAGGCUGCCAGCACAGUGUGGUCGCAGCCCCAGCAAUGGAGCCCUGCUUGUCCCACGCCCCCCACCUGGCUGACAGAUGCCUGUGAGCACGUAACCCAGGUCUGCCGGCCCCGGAGUCCUGCCCAAUGUGUGGACGUCAGGCAGCGAGCGGGUCCUUCCGCGGAGUGGGGACUCCGGGGCCUACGCAAAGAGUGGACUGUGGCCUCGCGGGAAGGCUGGCAGCACAGGCCCUUCCCAUUUACUCCUCAGCAGCUCUCUCGGCUCCCUCAUCCUCUGGCCAAAAAUACAAAAAUCCAAGUUUCAAAGCAUUGACCUAAUAGGAUGCUCUCCCUCAUCACCCAUCACGGGCCAGGGGCCUGGGCUCCUCCUCCCAGUGCUCCGGCCUCAGGAGCAGGAGGGGCACGCUGGUAACCUCAGAGACGCCCCAGUUUUUGGUCUUAAGUUGAUCUCGGGCACAGUCCUGUCUUUUGACUCUGAGCAAGAACAAGUUUGGGGACCCUCCUGCCAGCGGUGGCGAGGGCAAGCAGCAGGGAUGAGGCCUGAGAUGGUGCGUCGCCCCGCUCCACCAGGGGGCGCGGCCGAGGGAGCCCUUCCCUAAGGAAGGCCCGACAAGUGGCUCUGCCUGGUCAUUCCACACCCCCACCUCUCCCAGCCCCGGGGCUCCCCUCCCCCAUCAGCCCCGCUUACUGGCCCUUCACCAUCCCAAACCCGUUUAUGCCAGAAGUCUUACUAGAUACAUAUAGGGUUUUUUCUAGAAGUUCUACAUUCAAUGCUUUGAAAAACAUCCCGUAUGCUAAAUCCUUCAGGUGAAUAAAAUAAACUAAUCAAUAAACCAUCAAAUGAGCUAGGAAAUACAAUAUUUUUUAAGUGGAAGAAAAUAUAAAAAUCUAAAAGAAGCUGCUUCUUGUCUUAAAGCUCUAAAAAGUCCUAAGGUAUCU